AUGCGAUCAAUUCCUCUCGCCCUCCUAGCCAUGACGGCUACCGCUACUCCUUUAAAAUCCGCGGACCCAAACCCAAACCAACAAUCCGCAGAAAGCGACAACAACAACAACAAUACCUCAUACACCACUCCCAUAGAGCAUCCCAUCCAACAAAUCAUGUGCAGCGUCAUGCGCUCCCACUCCGACUCGCACGGCAAAAUCACACCAGAAGGAAUUCAAAUCAUCAAUGAAGCUUUAGAAAAUUCCCCGCCGAUUCCUAACUAUGUUGCCACAGACGAAGAAGGAAAGUCUUCUAUCGAGGUCGAUGGGGUGGGGUAUUUAGUUCCCGAAAGUGUGGUGCAGAUGAAAGGGUUUGAGAGGGAUGCGGAUCGGGUGGGUGAUGAAGGGGAGGGAGGGAUGAGUGGCGAGGAGUUUGCUAGGAAGUAUUCGUUGGGGGAAUUUAGAGUUGAGGAGUGGGAGGAGGAUGCUUAG
Messenger RNA from Ramularia collo-cygni, 471 nucleotides. RefSeq lists its product as uncharacterized. The record is from RefSeq and is a predicted model, not a curated record. The transcript has a single exon. The coding region runs from base 1 to 471 and encodes 156 amino acids. NCBI's taxonomy places the organism in Eukaryota, Fungi, Ascomycota, Dothideomycetes, Mycosphaerellales, Mycosphaerellaceae.